GAUUACAGCACUAGCCCCCCCGCCUGCCUUAAUGCCCGCGCGCCAUCACUUGCUGGGGGGAGCUCUGCCGAGACACGCACGCUGCUGGAGAUAGGCAUCCAGACACGGCACCACCAGUCCACCACCACCACCACCACCACCGUGACGUGAGUGCCCGAGCGCGCGGCCGCCAUCAGGCUCCCCCGUCGUCCUCGCCGGGCGGCUAGGUCAGAGCCGGGAGAGGCGGGGGCCGGCGGCGCUAGGCUAGGCUAGGCUAGGCAGCGGCGUACGUGCGUGGCCGCCGCGCGAUCGGCAUGGGCGACGGCGAGGCGGCGGUGCCGAGCAGGUUCCGCACGGUCUGCGUCUUCUGCGGCAGCAACGCCGGCCGCCGCAAGGUGUACGCCGACGCCGCCCUCGAGCUCGGCCACGAGCUGGUGCGGAGGGGCAUCAACCUCGUCUAUGGCGGCGGCAGCAUCGGUCUGAUGGGCGUGAUUGCUCGGACGGUUCGUCACGGCGGCUGCCAUGUCCUCGGGGUGAUUCCUAAAGCGCUCAUGCCUAUUGAGAUAUCAGGUGAAAGCGUGGGAGAGGUGAGGGUCGUGGACGACAUGCACCAGAGGAAAGCCGAGAUGGCUCGUCAGUCCCAAGCCUUCAUCGCUCUCCCAGGGGGGUACGGGACGAUGGAGGAGCUGCUGGAGAUGAUCACCUGGUGCCAGCUCGGGAUCCAUGACAAACCAGUUGGGUUGCUGAACGUGGACGGCUACUACGACCCCCUGCUCGCCCUGUUCGAGAAAGGCGCCGCCGAGGGUUUCAUCAGCACCGACUGCAGCCAGAUAUUCGUCUCGGCGCCAACCGCGAGCGAGCUGCUCACAAAGAUGGAGCAAUACACGCGGGUGCACCAGGAGGUAGCCCCAGCGACGAGCUGGGAGAUCUCGGAGCUCGGCUACGGCAGAGGAGGAGACGCCGGCGCCGCCACGCCGCCAGCAGCAGCAGCAGGAGGAGCAGAAGAGGGAAAAGGCGGCUCGUAGCACCCACAUCCAUCUCCUGAAGCGUUACCUUCCUCCACCUACUGCUUGCUGAUGUGAUGACGCGUCUGUUACGGUUUCCUGGCAAAUUUGUUUCGUCAAAGUCGACCUCUCCAAAGUCCAAAACCCGGUUGAACCAGGUGCCGGGUCGGGACGUACUGGGGAGACGACGAUGAUAUCUCUGUGUUGGGUGCUUGGAUUGUGUAAGCUUGCUGCUGCUGGUACUAUUCUUGUUUUCUUUACUUUUUCCCCGGUGUGUGGUGCUUGUGGAAAUGGAAUCUGUGCUGGUGCAUUGCAGUGCA
This is a messenger RNA of Zea mays, 1303 nucleotides long. RefSeq lists its product as uncharacterized. Gene Ontology annotation, molecular function: hydrolase activity, hydrolyzing N-glycosyl compounds. NCBI's taxonomy places the organism in Eukaryota, Viridiplantae, Streptophyta, Magnoliopsida, Poales, Poaceae. Gene Ontology annotation, biological process: cytokinin biosynthetic process. The transcript is spliced from 7 exons. Gene Ontology annotation, cellular component: nucleus; cytosol. The coding region runs from base 294 to 1004 and encodes 236 amino acids. The record is from RefSeq and is marked validated.